GGUUCGGAACCCGAAAUUCGAACCAAAUUAAGACUGAGUCUUAAGAAAGCGACAGAGUUUAGUGUCCGGAAACUCUGAAAUAAUCAUUUUGACAAAGAACGAAAUGAAACCAUUUGUUAAUAUCUUUAUCACUUCCCUUUCCAAUCAUACUGUUAUCGCCAAAUGGGUGGACGCCACUUGUGCAUUGGCGUGCUGCUUUCGAUAUGAGUCUAUGACGCUGAAAAAGAAGAAGAAGAAGGAGAACACAGUCGGUGUGAGCUGAUUUAUCCAAAGGAGGCUCAUGUCAUGAGCAGAAAACAAGCUUCGUCUACUGGUUCUGUUUGACCUUGAGAGCACUCAAGCACCAAACCACCAAUGCUACAAAGAGAGCCAGUAACAAGCUUCUUCUUGACUGUGUAAAAGCAGAUCUUCUGGCAGAGAUAAUCUAAGAUAUUUUGUUGUACUUGAUGGCAUCUACAUCUCGGUUGUUCUUACGUCCUACCAUUACAUUUCUCUUCUUUAUAUUGUUGCCUCCGACUUCAAGCCUUAAUUCUGUCAGUGGUCCCACCAAACAUAGACAUGAGGUAAUUAUAGCACAUCAUGGUGCUGUUGCCACUGAUGAUCGCCGAUGUUCCAGAAUAGGGAUGAAAGUUCUUCGUGAAGGAGGUCAUGCCGUUGAUGCGUCAGUGGCUGCUGCUCUUUGCUUGGGAGUCGUAAGUCCAGCAUCAAGUGGCAUUGGUGGAGGAGCCUUUAUGCUUCUCAGGUUAGCCAGUGGGAAGGCAAAAGCCUUUGAUAUGAGAGAAACUGCCCCCUUGCAAGCUUCUGAGAAUAUGUAUGCUGCCAAUGCUACUUUGAAAACAGAAGGUGCCCUCUCCAUAGCAGUUCCAGGGGAAAUUGCGGGCCUUCACAAAGCUUGGAAACAACAUGGAAGGCUUCCUUGGAAGAGGCUUGUAAGGCCAGCUGAGUGUCUUGCUCGUUUGGGAUUUAAGAUAUCACCAUAUCUCCACAUGCAGAUGGUCAAAACAAAGUCAGGGAUCUUACAAGAGAAGGGACUCCGUGGUAUAUUCACUUCAAACGGAAGUCUCUUACAGCUGGGUGAUAUCUGCCACAACAAGAAACUGGCACAGACACUAAGAACAAUUUCAAAAUUUGGCCCAGUGGCCUUCUAUAAUGGUUCAAUUGGAUUCAAUUUGGUUAGUGAUGUUCAGAAGGUUGGAGGGAUACUGACAAUGAAGGACUUGCAAAGAUAUCGAGUUAAAUUGAAAGAACCAAUCUCUGCUAACAUUUUAGGGCUUAAAAUACUUGGCAUGCCUCCUCCUUCAGGGGGUCCUCCAGUGAUACUUAUGCUAAACAUUCUUGCUCAAUAUGCAAUCCCUUCGGGUAUUUCUGGCUCCCUUGGAGUCCAUCGAGAAAUCGAAGCUUUGAAACAUGUAUUUGCUGUGAAGAUGAAUCUUGGUGAUCCUGACUAUGUUGAUGUCUCCAAAGUUCUAUCUGAUAUGCUUUCUCCUAAUUUUGCCAAAGAGUUAAAGAAAACCAUAUAUAACAAUAUGACAUUUGAUGCUGGACAUUAUGGUGGAAGAUGGAAUCAGAUCAAUGAUCAUGGCACCAGUCAUAUAUCCAUCAUAGAUCGUGAGCGAAAUGCUGUUGCCAUGACUUCGACAGUGAACUCGUAUUUUGGUUCUCGAAUACUGUCACCAAGUACGGGGAUACUCCUGAACAAUGAAAUGGAUGAUUUCUCCAUUCCAAUGAAUGUUUCUGCAGGUCUUCCACCUCCAGCACCAUCAAACUUUAUCAAGCCUGGAAAAAGGCCAUUAUCAUCCAUGGCACCUACUAUUGUCUUAAAGAAUGAGCAACUGAAAGCUGUGGUAGGUGCUAGUGGGGGAGGCAUGAUUAUUGCUGGAACUGCAGAGAUUUUGUUAAAUCAUUUUGCCAGGGGAAUGGAUCCCUUCUCUUCUGUCAUGGCACCGAGAGUCUAUCACCAGCUGAUACCUAAUGUUGUAUACUAUGAGAACUGGACAACUGUGAGUGGCGACCACUUUGAAGUACCUGCUGAUAUCAGGGCAGCCCUUCGGAAAAAGGGUCAUGUCCUAGAAAGCCUUGCUGGCGGGACUAUUUGCCAGUUUAUAGUUCAAGAUGUAAGGACUUCUUCAAACGAAAAUGGUGGCGCUGGAAAGCUUGUGGCCGUGAGUGACCCAAGAAAAGGUGGACUUCCUGCUGGUUUUUGAACUUUUGGUAACGUUUCUUCUGCUGGAAGAUGAUUGAAAUGUGGGAUUGACAUUGUGAUAAGAGCGGCAAAUGAGCACAAGUUUUCUGUUCUUGAACAAGAUUGACGAUUUGGUUUGUUGUUGUUUAUAUUGAUCUCCUUGUGGAGUUUUCAUGGUUGUGAUAGAUUGGUCGUGGGUAAUUUCUAUCUCAUUUGCUUAUGAUAGAAGCACUAUUUUUAUAUUGAAGACAUUGAGAGCGGUAUCUCUUCUCCAUCUCAA
Corylus avellana is the source of this 2462-nucleotide messenger RNA. RefSeq names its product glutathione hydrolase 1-like. The record is from RefSeq and is a predicted model, not a curated record. Gene Ontology annotation, biological process: glutathione catabolic process. Gene Ontology annotation, cellular component: plasma membrane. Lineage: Eukaryota; Viridiplantae; Streptophyta; Magnoliopsida; Fagales; Betulaceae. Gene Ontology annotation, molecular function: glutathione gamma-glutamate hydrolase.